Molecule: messenger RNA, 311 nt
Organism: Staurois parvus
Lineage: Eukaryota; Metazoa; Chordata; Amphibia; Anura; Ranidae
Source: the annotation of a GenBank genome assembly
CAGCGGGCAUUGGAUCACCAGGCAUGAUAGCGGGCACUGGGUCAUCAGGCAUGGGAUUGUCUGGCUCGACAGCGGGCAUCGGGUCACCAGGUAUGACAGCGGGCACUGGGUCACCAGGCAUCAGGUCAUUUGGCUCGCCAGCGGGCACCGUGUCAUCUGGCAAGGCAGUGGGCACCGAGUCACCAGGCACGACAGUGGGCUCCGAGUCAACUGGCAUUGGAUCGUCUGGCCCGACAGCGGGCAUCGGGUCAACAGGCAUGACAGCGGGCACUGGGUCAUCAGGCAUUGGAUCGUCUGGCUCGACAGCGGGC